Molecule: messenger RNA, 315 nt
Organism: Gongylonema pulchrum
Lineage: Eukaryota; Metazoa; Nematoda; Chromadorea; Rhabditida; Gongylonematidae
Source: the annotation of a GenBank genome assembly
ACAGAAUAUGGUGCUCUAAAUGAAUUGAUUAAAAAUCCACAACCUCUGCGAUUCAUUUUUCAUCUGCUUGAAGUGCUGCAACCGGAAGAUUAUGAGCCAGAUAGCUGGCAACUGGAACCGCAUGAAAAGUUGGCAAGUGUUGCAAAAUUGAAAGAGGCCGGUAAUGAGUUCCUGAAAAAGGGUGAUUUGGAAAACGCAUCUUUGAAGUACCGCGAAGCACUGAAUCGAAUAGAAACACUGCUUUUGCGCGAGAAGCCCGGUGAUCAUGAGUGGAUUGACCUCGAUAAGCAAGUUGGUUUUUUUUUUUUUUCUUGA